This is a messenger RNA of Ipomoea nil (Japanese morning glory), 2001 nucleotides long. Its product is annotated as protein GUCD1-like. The coding region runs from base 862 to 1653 and encodes 263 amino acids. The record is from RefSeq and is a predicted model, not a curated record. NCBI's taxonomy places the organism in Eukaryota, Viridiplantae, Streptophyta, Magnoliopsida, Solanales, Convolvulaceae. The transcript has 11 exons.
GGCUACAACCCACCCAUGUGAAACCCUAAACACCCAUUCUUCAUUCUUCUGAAGCCUUGAUCUCUACCUUCCGCUCCUCCACAUCCUAUCUCUCUCAGCCGCACCAAAUCCAUCAUUUCUGGUCUUCUUCUAGCACCCUUCUCCCCCACCAGCCGCACCCUUGAGAUCCUUCAUUCUUGGAAGCUCCUGAUCCCUGAAGAGAAAGCAAAAUACACUACUUCAUGGUCGUUAUUAUGAUUUUACCCAUUAUUUUGUAGUUUGAACAUUUUGAUGAUUUUACCUUGGCUUCUACCUGGGAAAGCCAUACAAGUUCAUAUCUGAGAUAGAGGCAGUUUGCAGUCAAUGGUUUGCAGAUUUCCCUAGAAAUUUAUUGGUAUCAUUAUUAUAGCUAUAGUUUUUGACCUUUCCAUUGGGCCUGCUUAUUGAAGACUUGUUCUGUUAAUUGCGGAGUAAUAGUCAUCUAAAUCAACUCUACAAAGAUGAUGUCUUGCUGCUGCUAGGUUGUUGGAUUUAGUUAAGUCUUUUUGCAAAUUCUGACUUUGUGUUCCACUUUGGUGAGAAGCUACAUUUGGUGAAAAUGGAUUGAAACUUACUGUUUUUGGGAGGAUCACCCAAGUAAUUACAUUUAACCAGUUCCCCGAAAUCCAAAUACUGCUUGAUUUCCACUGUGUCGUUUUUCUAUUCAUUUUACUGGUUGAUUCCUUUAUAUUCAAACCUUGUUGAAGGCAUGACAAUCUCUCAAACACUUUGACAAGGAAGGAAAUAUGUCAAUUUCUGAGAUCCAUUAUGCAUUCUGAAAUUUAGCACCUUAACAACUGCAUCGAAUCUUAUAAAGUGCUUCAUUGAAUCGUUUGGUCACUGAUGUGGCCUUUAUAUGUUCUCUUCAACAAGUUUUUGGGACCGCAAGAGGAAAAUGUUCAUGGACCGGAUGUGAGCAAUUUGAGUUUUAUCAGUUCCUUCCCUUUUAUUCAGUCACCAAAUGGAAAUGUUUACAACAGUAUGGUUGUCUCCCGAUCAUUUUCUGUUGAGGUUCCGCACAUCAACCAACUACAUACAUGGGAUUGCGGUCUUGCCUGUGUUGCGAUGGUUUUGAGAACUCUGGGCUUCAGUGAUUGUAAUAUUGCGGAACUAGAAGAGCUAUGUUGCACGAGAAGCAUUUGGACAGUUGAUCUCGCAUAUUUGUUGCAGAAAUAUUCUGUUGAUUUUUACUACUUUACAGUCACACUAGGAGCAAACCCCAAGUUUAGUGUGGAGACGUUUUACAAGGAACAAUUACCUAGUGAUCUGGUCCGUGUGAAUACGCUUUUUCAAAAGGCACGGGAAGCUGGCAUUGAUAUUGAGUGCAGGUCAAUUAGCAAAGAAGAGAUGUCUGUAUUAAUCUUGUCGGGAAACUAUAUUGCAAUUGCUUUAGUUGACCAAUACAAGUUAAAUCAUUCUUGGCUGGAGGACCUUUGUGUUUUGAGCUUUUGUAGCGACAGGCCUGGGUAUACUGGUCACUAUGUUGUCAUUUGUGGCUACGAUGCAGACACGGAUACAUUUGAGAUUCGAGAUCCAGCAAGUUCAAGGAAACACGAAAGGGUUACUUCAAGGUGUCUAGAAGAGGCUCGUAAAUCGUUUGGCACCGAUGAGGAUCUACUACUGGUACGUUGGUAGAUCGUUAGUAAUUAUUAACCUGCUCGAAGUUGAAACCCGCAUUUGUCAUCGUAUGAUAAAUUACCUGAUGUUUUUUGGUGCACAUUUGUUUUGAGAAAGAGAAUCCAAACAGCCCCUUGUCGUUCUUAACUUCACACGAUUGCUGAUAUCCAGUGUAUUGCGGCAGAUUCAUUUGUAUUGCAUAGAAGAAUCAAGAAUGUGUAAUUUUUCUUGUAUAUUUAUGGACAUUUAGGUAUAUAUAAUAGCAUGAAACAGUUAUUCAUACAAAACAAGUGAUAUAUAAUACUUUGUUAUAGAUAUUCUUAAAUAAAUACCUUUUCAUUAUCAAAAUCACUGACAUUGACUCAA